Paraglomus occultum is the source of this 309-nucleotide messenger RNA. NCBI's taxonomy places the organism in Eukaryota, Fungi, Glomeromycota, Glomeromycetes, Paraglomerales, Paraglomeraceae. The record is from the annotation of a GenBank genome assembly.
AUGUUUAUUAAAGCCGAUAUUUAUAAAAAAGCCGAUGCGGUUAGAAGAAGUCCACAAAAAGAAGUACGAAAGAGAUUGCAAAUCCUGGCAAGAAAAAAGUUAAAGUGUGAAUUGUCUAUCGUUCAACGACGUCGAUCGAUAAUGCCUUACGGAAUGAGAAAAUACCGCAAAAGUUGUUUGAAGAGGUCCCCUCCGAUGCUGACCAUUUACGAAGAGACAGCAUUCGACAAAGAACCUGACGACGAAGAGGAUGAUCUGUGCAGGCGUAUGGCUUGUCUUUGUAGGGGUGGUAGCUAUGAGAUGAUGUAA